Molecule: messenger RNA, 756 nt
Organism: Exophiala bonariae
Lineage: Eukaryota; Fungi; Ascomycota; Eurotiomycetes; Chaetothyriales; Herpotrichiellaceae
Exons: 2
Coding region: 1-756 (251 amino acids)
Source: RefSeq, a predicted model, not a curated record
AUGGCAGACCAAGUGUGUUCAACCUGCGACGAGCCACUUCUGAUUGAGAUCGAACCUGACAGCGAUUUCGAAGACUCCAAGGCGGCUGCAAAUGUCCAAACAGUACCAGAUGAUCUAGAACUGAGCUGUGGAUGUCAUUAUCAUUGGGAGUGCUUUCUAGACGCCUAUAGCAUCACCCAAUGUCCCACUUGCGACAAGAAUAUUUCUUCUCUCUCAUCCUCUGGCGAUCAACAAGUCCUCGUCACUCUAAGGAAUGAAGGCGGUCUUCAGACUGACUACGAUAUCCUUCCCACAGCGACCGAAGAAGCAUAUCUGCGGGCUUACCCCGAGGAGCGCAAAGGCCAUGCUUACCUCCAAUUUUGCAAAGAGGGAGACAUCGAUGCCAUCAUUCACAUGAUCAAGGAUGUGGAUGAGCUGGAGCAGGAAGAUGAUGACGAACAAGAGGACACAGAUGUAUUGGGUUACUCCGGGACAUUUGAAGGUAUCGAAGGAUCAGGCCUCCAUGUCGCCAUCAGAUACCAACAACAAGAGGUCGCCUGGCUCCUCCUCGCACUCGGCUCACAAUUGGAUUGGUCCAGAUUCCCCAAUGUCGUCCUCCAAGCAAUGCACGGGCUGGGACUGCAAAAGGAAGACAGAAAGGCUCAAUCGGAAAUUCGAAACAUCAAAGACAGCUCGGGGAGAACACCUGUGGAUCUGGCCAAAGAAGUCGGGGGCGUAUGGGUGGACUGGUUGAACGAGGGCCGACUGAGUCCCUAG